Messenger RNA from Aphidius gifuensis, 3094 nucleotides. RefSeq names its product ATP-binding cassette sub-family G member 1-like. The transcript is spliced from 6 exons. The record is from RefSeq and is a predicted model, not a curated record. Bases 917 to 2815 code for a protein of 632 amino acids. Gene Ontology annotation, cellular component: plasma membrane. Gene Ontology annotation, molecular function: ATP binding; ABC-type transporter activity; ATP hydrolysis activity. Lineage: Eukaryota; Metazoa; Arthropoda; Insecta; Hymenoptera; Braconidae.
UUUAAAAUUAAUUUUUUUUUUUUCUUUUAAUAUUUCUAAUCAUCAAUCUGUAUGAACGGACCCCUGACAAAGAAAGCUAUUAUCUGCACAUGCGUAUUUGUAAAUCUGCACAGUCUGCGCAGUAAAAAACUGGCUAAAGAAAGCAUCAAUUAAACAAUUUUUCGAACUUUAAUCAACCAUAGUUGAUUGGGAUAGUACAAAAAAUUCCUGAAUUUUUCCUAAAACUAUAUAAACAUUAUCAGCUUUAGCAUUCAGCUUUUUUAUUUAAUCUAAAAUGUCAGGCAAAAUCGUCAACAGUUAUCGUCAAUAUUUAUUCAUUUAUUCAAUAUCCAUUCGCUUGGUUUUAUUGUUAUCGUUUGGCUUUUUUUCACGAGGUUUGUGAAUAACGGAUGAAAUUUGAUUGGUGUAAUUUAUUAUAAAAAAAAAUAUCAUAUAAAAUAGUGAGACAAAAAAGAAUUACAAUUCCUACAUAAUAGUUAGUCAACGUUUGAAUGAAAAGAAAACAUACACCGCGCAUGAGCCAGCGAUUAAUUCAACUGUUUUCUGAGAUUACAGUAUACAAGUGCCUCUCACAAAGUAUUCCAUGCCUUUUUACAAAAAAUUUUGUAUCAGAUAAAGCUUGUUGCACAGCUAUCAUCGUAUAACAUAUAUAUAUAUAGUUCACCAAAAAACGUGAUAACAUGCCAAUUAUUUCAGUUUUUUAGACACUAUUUGGCUAGUGGCUUUAACAUCAUUAACUCGCGUGUACUAUAGAUAGAAAUGAGAAUAAAAUUUCUCAUAGUUUUUUCGACAGCAGAUAACGAAUUUAUUCAAUAGACACAAGUAAGGCUUUAUAUAUCACAAAGAUCGCUUUAUAUUUCAAUAAGCUGAACUACUCUGUGAAAUUAUCGGAGAUAUUGAAAAAACUUUGUUGUAAAUGAUGGAUCGAUCUCAUAAGUCUUCGUACCUUGCUCCACUACGUACGGCAUUUAGCGACAGCCAAAGCUGUAUGAAUGAUGUCGACAUAAAACCUGAAACGACGGUACAAAAAUAUGUGGUGCAGAAAAUGUAUGAAUUUCCCAAACGUCCGGAAAUUGAUCUCUCUUUCAACAAUAUUCGAUAUCAAAUUAAACAAUGGAGUUUCAAAACAGUUAAGCCAAAAGUCAAAGAAAUCCUUCAUAGCAUUAGUGGAGAAUUUCGUGCUGGAGAAUUGACGGCAAUAAUGGGCCCUUCUGGUGCAGGCAAAUCAACGCUGUUAAACGUCUUGGCUGGGUUCACGGUUCGAGGAGUUUUGGGUGAAGUUUAUGUGAAUGGAAAACGGCGUAUGCCAUACAGUGAAAAAUGGAAAAAAACUUCUUCCUAUAUUUUGCAAGACUCGUUGCCAAGAACGAAAUUGACGGUGGGAGAAGCAAUGACUCUCGCUGCUAAUCUAAAACUAGGUUACACGAUAAGUACAACACUAAAACAUUCACAAGUUUUGAAUCUCUUGGAAAUGCUUGGUCUGAACCAUUGUUUCAAUACACUAUGCGGUCGUUUGUCCGGUGGACAGAAAAAAAGAUUGGACAUUGCGUUUGAACUUCUGAGCAAUCCUUCAGUGUUAUUUUUGGAUGAGCCUACAACUGGUCUCGACUCAGCAUCGUGUAGUUCUUGUAUUGCUUUGUUGAAAAAAUUGUCUGCUGAAGGACGUACUGUUAUCUGUACCAUUCACCAACCAAGUGCUCUUCUGUUUGAAAUGUUUGAUUCACUCUACGCAGUAGCUGAUGGUCAUUGCAUUUAUCGCGGUUCAAUAACAUCCUUGUUGCCUCACUUGACAUCGGUAGGCGUAAAUUGUCCUCCAUACCACAACCCAGCAGAUAUUUUGAUUGAAGUCGCAAUCGGUGACUAUGGAGUUGGAAUUGACAAAUUGACAAUAGCAGCCGAAAAAAUUUGGACAGAUCGAAAGACAACUACUAGCGAAAAUAAAACGAUAAAUACUUCUAUAAAUGAGCCUCCAGCACCUGCUGGUUUUUUAGCACAAUGUUAUUUACUUUAUAAACGCCAUCUUAUGUCCCUGAGACGAGACAAUAAUUUACUCAUCGUUCGCCUUUUUUGUCAUUUGAUGAUUGGUAUUAUUUUUGGAUACUUAUAUAUGGGAAGUGGACUCCGAGCUAAUGGUGUUCUGGCUAAUUAUGUUUACCUUUAUGGAUCAUUAUUACUGAUCGUGUACACGGGUAAAAUGGCAGUGACACUUGCUUUUCCAUUAGAAAUGCAAAUUUUGAAAAGAGAGCAUUUCAAUCAAUGGUAUAAGCUAGCUCCGUACUAUAUAAGCUUGUUACUGGUCGAAAUACCUUUCCAAGCUGCUUGUGCUGCAACAUAUUUGGCAGUAAGUUACUGGCUCACAACACAACCUAUGGAGACACAUCGGAUAGUAUAUUUUAUGGUAGUCAGCAUAGCUGCAAGUCUUACAGCCCAGGCAUGGGGCUUCUUCAUCGGUGCUACAACUCCUGUGAAGAUCGCCGUGUUUGCUGGCCCAGUAAUUGCGGUUUUAUUCUCUGUCUUCGGUUUUUGCAUACGUUAUAUGGACACACCAGUCGGUUUCCGUUGGAUUUUUCACAUUUCUUAUUUUAGAGCUGGAUUUCAUAGUUUGAUUUUUACUGUAUAUGGUUUUGGAAGAGAUAAGCUUGCUUGUGGCGAAAGCGAUCAGUAUUGUCAUUAUGCUCAACCAGUCAAAUUCCUGGAAGAAAUGGAAAUCGACCAAACUAAUGUCGUUAACAACUUAGUACUUAUAAUUGGCGUUGGGGUUCUCAUGCAUUUGUUGACAGCAAGUGCUCUGUGGUGUAAAUUAAACCGCAGAUAGAAAUAUAGUUCAGUUUCCUUAGGAAGUUAUAUUGCAUAAUCAAGACGUGACACAACUUGCAAUCUUAUUAUUAUUAUUAUUAUUAUUAUUAUUAUUAAUAUUAUUAUUACAUCUAAAAAUUUGUAAUGUGUAUACAAGAAUAAAACCAAAAUUUUUAUAUAAUCUUUUGAUAAUUAAAUAAAAAAGUUCAAAUUCAUGAUUUGGACUACUUGCAAUUUUUGAAUAAAUUGUCGUUUUACUGAUCUACGAUAUUUCGAUCAAUGAUUAUUAAUUGUAAAU